AUGAGAUGUCUUGAUUCGCUAUUCUCGGCGCUCGAUAACCGCCGAGAGACAGCUUGCAAAGAUACCGAAUCCAAAGCCGAAGGACUAGCUAUCACCAGCCUCCCGACAGAGGUAUUAGAACAUGUCACUCGCUACCUCCCCCCCUCAUCAGCCCAAUGCUUUUCCAUGUCUUGCAAAAAGAUCAGGUACAUAAUCGGAAACCAGCAUAUGAAGGAGCUCGCGAAAUCGCACGAUGAGUGGUGUGAGCUACUAGAGCUGAUAGCGCGCGAAAUGCCAUACCACGUUGCAUGUCGUCGCUGCUCUCGAUUCCAUGACAUCCGCGACGUAUCGCAGUAUAUCGAGAACACAUACCGACAUGAGAACAAGACCCCCCCAUGCCACCUGAUGCACUGGGGCCGGGCCACAUUCAGCGAAUGUAUCUUCGCCAUGAUGCUGAAGCGCAAAGAGCGCGGGCUCCAAACCAGCCACCACCUCAAAAUGCUCUCGGGCGAAUGCGACAAGGUCAGCAGGCAAGUCGCGCCGAUGACGAACUGGGCUCCCUACUUCGAACGUUGCUUUAGCCGUGCUGAUGGCUUCUUCGCCUUCCCAACCUUACAUGAGAUUGCCGCCAUUCCGACCGAGAUUCGCCUCAUCGACGGCUCGUUCCUGAUGCGCAGGCGCAUCAUCAUGCCGAUGCGGCGACGCAGAUGGCCCUACGCUAUCUCCAGGAGGGCCUUCUGCCCGCACAUGCGCGGCACCCUCGACUGCAGCCUGGGCUACCUCGGGAGGCCGGAUAGGCUAAAUGCAGCGCGCCGGCAGGUCUUCAGGGACCUCGACGAGCUGGAGACGGAUAGGAAGGGCUCGCCGUGCCGCCACCUGUGGUCCGAGAGGUUGCAUUGCGAGUACUGCCCGACCGAGUACCAGAUCGAUGUCAGGCAUUACGGGGGCUUCGAGUACGUCGCUUUCUGUACCGUAUGGAAGGAUCUAGGGUCAGGGCCUGAGAGCGAUCUAUGGCAUACUCAGUUGCUCAAAUUCACUCCAUCACCUCCAACGCCUCGUCAUGAAUUGGAGGAGAGGAAGGUCGCUGAGCGGUUCCAGCAAGGCGGGAAGUUUGUGUUUGAUGCUAGGGUGAGGUAUUGGCACUUGAAAAAGAUGUCCCGGGUGUGUAAGAAGAUGGAUAAAACCUUGGGGUCUGACUUGACAAGGGAUCAGAGAAGAACGCUGAUUAGAAGCUAA
Messenger RNA from Drepanopeziza brunnea f. sp. 'multigermtubi' MB_m1, 1215 nucleotides. The record is from RefSeq and is a predicted model, not a curated record. NCBI's taxonomy places the organism in Eukaryota, Fungi, Ascomycota, Leotiomycetes, Helotiales, Drepanopezizaceae.